AUGUCACGCCUAAUUGUAAAGAAUAUCCCAAAUUUAAUAACAGAAUCUCAAUUAAAGACAAUCUUUGAAAAAAAAGUGAAGUUUCUGAUGUUAAAGUUAUUUUUAAAGGAAAUAAGAAUAGAAGGUUCUGUUUUAUUGGGUAUAAAAAUGAAUCAGAUGCAAUCAAAGUAAUAGAACAUAUUGAUAAAACAUAUAUAAUGAUGUCUAAAAUAUCAGUUGAUUUUGCUAAAACUAUUGAUGAUCUUUAAUUACCUAGAGCUUGGUUAAGUCAUACUCAAGGAUCAUCAGCAUUCAAAAAAAUUCAUAAAAGUUAAGAAUUAGAAAUUAUAAAAAGGGUGAAAAAGAAUAAAGAAGAUUAAGAAGAAAAAGAAAUACCUAAAAAUAUGACAAAUCAAAGAAAUUUUAAGAGUUCUUAGAAUUAAUGAAAACUAAUAAGAAAACCAAUUCAGAGAUAUCUUGGAAUGAUAAUGUAAAUAAAGAAGUAGAUGAAAUAUUUGAAAAGAUCGAAAAAGAGAAACCAAAAAUAGGUCAAUAACCUAAAUCUAAUACACUAACAAAUGUAAUAUAUGUUACUAAUAUUCCAUAUACGAGUACAGAUUAGGAGUUAAGAAUUGCAUUUAAAAAUAUGGAACUGUCUCUAGUUUGUAAAUACCAAAAUAAAGAGGAGGAUCACUUUCUGGUUUUUGUUUUUUUGAGUAUCAAUUUCCAGAGGAAGCAGUUAGGGCAUUUAAUGAAUUAGAUAACAAAAUUGUUUUGGGAAGGAAGAAUCUUUCAUUUUAGACCUUAAUUUAAGGAUGAUAAAGAAGAACAAUUAAAAUAAGAAUAAUAAUUGAAAUAAGAGAAAAUGAUUGGAGAAGAAAAAUCAUCAUAUAAAAAGUUUAAAAAAUAAUAGAUGCUUGAGAGACUUAUUGAUACUACAUCAUGGAAUACAUUAUUCUUAAAUCCAAAUACUAUUAUUGAAGGAAUUUGUAAGAAAUAUUCUUUGGAUAAAAAGAAAAUCUUAUCUGAAGAAAAUGAUGAUAUGGCUGUUAAAAUGGCUCAAAUGGAAACUCAAGUAAUAAAAGAAACUAAAGUUUGGCUUAAAAUUGUUGGUUUGAAUAUUGAUUUUUUAAUAGUAAAAAAGAAUUAAUGUGAAAGAUCAAAUAUUAUUAUUUUUGUUAAGAAUAUUCAAUUCAGAGUUUAUGAAACAGAUUUAAAUGAACUUUUUCAAGAUAUGGUUAAGUAAACAAAGUAUUUCUUGCUCCAAACAGAUCAAUUAGAAUUGUUACUAUGUAAGAUGAUAAGUAGGCUAUAAAUGCUUUUACUAAUCUAUAAAAUUAUAAAUUUACAGGAUCAAUUUUAUAUUUAGAAUGGUUUUCAACAACUUUAAUGGGAGAAAUGA
Molecule: messenger RNA, 1381 nt
Organism: Paramecium primaurelia
Lineage: Eukaryota; Ciliophora; Oligohymenophorea; Peniculida; Parameciidae
Source: the annotation of a GenBank genome assembly